This is a messenger RNA of Haliotis rubra (blacklip abalone), 3840 nucleotides long. RefSeq names its product putative amine oxidase [copper-containing]. The transcript is spliced from 4 exons. The record is from RefSeq and is a predicted model, not a curated record. Gene Ontology annotation, cellular component: plasma membrane. Gene Ontology annotation, biological process: amine metabolic process. The coding region runs from base 1271 to 2512 and encodes 413 amino acids. Gene Ontology annotation, molecular function: copper ion binding; primary methylamine oxidase activity; quinone binding. Lineage: Eukaryota; Metazoa; Mollusca; Gastropoda; Lepetellida; Haliotidae.
ACGCCACGGCUCUGACGCCCUAUGCUCUGGUCUGCUGGUCUGCGCAUGACGAGGGGACCAUAGGUUCCCAGGGACCUGUGGGUGCAAACCCUUCCUCACCCCCUAGCGGCGUCCUGGGAGAAUUCGUCGGUCACCGAUUCAUUUACCCCUACAGCCUCAGUCUGGUUCGUGACCCACAUACACGCUACCGGUCCCAUUCCAAGGUGAGCGUGGUUGCGACAAGAAACCUGUCCGGAGUCUUUGUGGAACACAAGGUCUGACGUCAUGACUGAACUUCAGGAAAAAUAUCGACGGAGUAUCGGUAGAUGGCGCUGUGCUGCUAUAGCCUUGUUUCUCAUAGCUCUGGCAUUAGUCGUGGCUCUUAUUGCCGUCUCCAUGAUGAAGGACAGGAGGUUUGAACGCCAGGCUGCGGAUGAUUGUGGAGAAAGUUUUGGGAAGCCCGAUAUUGACACAUCUGAGGCAGAGGAACCUGGGCUGUAUGAUGACCUUACCGUGAAGGAGCUGAAAGCCAUCCAGGACUACCUGUACAGCCUGAAGACGCAGUUAAACCUCAAGAAGCCCGAUAAAGCUGCAGUCAACGUCAGCUAUAUAUAUGUGUCAGAUCUUCACCCCCACUGAAAUCAGAAGCACUGGCCUACUUAAGUGGGUCCGGACCUAAACCAGAAAGGAAAGCUCGAAUUGUGAUCUUUAGAGGAGACGCUGUUCCGCCAGUGUCAGAAGAAUAUAUUGUUGGUCCUCUCCCUAACCCCAACAGUUGCAAGUUGUUGACGGUUCCUGGCCGCUUGAAUCCGGUUCCAUAUGCUUUCCGACCUAUAGGAAACGUGGAGUUUGGAUCAUACUACAAGAAACUAUUCCCAGAGGUAGACAAAAAGAUUGGUUUUAUUUUGAAGGAGAGUUAUGGUGCCACAUUUACAGACUGUGGAGACAGAUGCCUCAAUUUCUACCCAACACCUGUGGGUUCUGGUAUUAGCAAAUCGAGAGUGAGGAAGAUGUGGUUGACAACAAGUCACUUCGUUGAGUAUUACGACCUUAACCCUGUUGAUCUGAUGAUGCUUGCAAAUAUCAACUCCCAAGAUCCUGCAAAAUUCUAUAUUGAAAAACUAGUAUAUGCUGAUCAGGAGUAUUCCAGUCUUGAUGACCUCGCCACCCAGUACAGAGCUGGUUCAAUCCCAAAAUCCAAGAUACCAUUCCCGGAAACGUCAAGGAAUUGAAGUCUUCAUUACACAGAAGAGGUAAUCCUGUCCCAAAGAAGCCACAGAGGCCUCCCCGAAUGUACGAACCUGACGGUAAGCGAUACAGUGUGCACCAUCGCCACGUGGAAUACAUGCAGUGGGCCUUCAACUUCAGAAUGUCCACUUUAAGUGGUCCACAAAUUUACGACAUCCGCUUCAACAAUGAGAGGAUUGCAUAUGAAGUUGGCCUACAAGAGAUAGCUGUCUUUUAUGCGUCCAAUAACUCUGCUACACGGAGUGCUGAUUUCAUCGAUAGUGGUGCUCUCAUUGGCACCCACUCCCAAUCUCUGGUUCCUGGUGCGGACUGUCCAGAGACGAGUACAUUCUUCAACUAUUCCUAUUUGGGUGAAACUUCCGAGGAGCCAGUUCUUCUUCAGAGAGCUUUCUGUCUGUUUGAACUGAACCAAGGAAUUCCUCUUCGUCGCCAUCUUUCAUACAGCCAGGUUGAGGGUGGCUUCUAUUCCGGAAUGGAGGACAAUGUGUUAGUUCUGAGAAGUAUCAUGACAAUAAUUAACUAUGAUUAUGUGAUGGACUUUAUAUUUCACCAAAGCGGAGCUAUGGAAGUUCGAGUUCUAUCGACAGGGUAUAUAUUCGCCUCCUUCUAUACCCCCAAAGAAGAUCCAUAUGGCUUCCAACUGAAGCAAAGUACUAUUGGUAAUAUUCAUCACCAUCUGUUCCUCUUCAAAGCUGACGUUGACAUUCAUGGACCGAACAAUAGAUACGAAACUCUUGACAUAUCACGUGACGUUUCCCCCAACUCACAAACGACAGACGACCCUAACUCCAAGUACUACCAGAUCAAGUAUGAGCGUUCUCUCAAGAGGGCAGAGAUGGAUGCAGCCUUCAAGUUCAACUUUGAGAAGCCAAAAUACCACGUCUUCCACAACAACGAAAACCCAACCAAAUUUGGGGCAAUCAAGGCUUACAGAAUCCACCUGGACGGAAUGACAAAAGUGCUUAUCCCUGAAGACAAAGGUAACGAGCCCGUUGUUUCAUGGGCGAGGAACCAAAUGACUGUCACCAAGUUCAAGGACGACGAAAGAGAUGCCAGCUCCGUGUACGGACUGUUCGAUUCCUUGGAACCCACAGUCAACUUUACGUCGUUCUAUGCUGAUAACGACGACAUUGUUGAUCAGGACCUGGUGGCCUGGAUCAGCAUGGGCGUCCAUCACAUCCCCACACUGAGGACAUGCCCAUCACCCCACCCCCGGGGCACAUCUCAGCUUUGCCCUGCUUCCCUACAACUACUUCGAGGAGUGCCCGUCCUCCCAGUCACGUGACUCCAUCAGGGUGGAGUAUAAAGACAGCCACCACCCCGAGAAGGGCGCCCGGGUGGUGAGAUACGGUAAUGCGGAGAAGCCACGCUGCAUCCCUAAAACUCCAGACUAUGACGCCAUGGUGGAGCGGAAUCCGUCGUGCGCUAUAGAAAGUUCGUACGUUCAUCACGACCAAGAAGAGCAUGUGUCCGCCAACGGGAAUGACGAGCACCAUUAGACCGAGAUCAAUGAUGGUGUAGAAGUUGUGGAAAAGAUAUUAACAAGGAAAAUUAGCAGCAUCAAAGUUUUAGGCACAAAGUAUUCUUCAAGUACCGUUAUGUUGUGAAGUGGUUUGUGUGAGAAGCUGUGUUUGUGCUGGCCCUGCCAUGUUGGCUGGGGGGAGUGAAGCUUUGCUGGGCUUAUAAUCUAACUUGUUUUGGAACCUUUACGUGUCAACAAACAUUCUGCAAAAUAGGACAUCAACGGUAUUCUUGUAUGGCAUAUGAACCUCCAGUUAGUAUCAGGCUAUAAGCAGUAUCUGGAUGUCCAAUUUAAAACUUCUACUUGACAAAUUUUACUAAAAGGUCCUUAGGAAUACAUGUAGUUUGAAAUUGAUGAUUCUUGUCAGGAGGAGUUUACUGAUGUCGUAUUGACAUGGAGCUCCAAGCUGUAUUCAGAUCUGUCUCGAGCUUUAUCGCCCCAAUGACACACUGUGGCACGGGCGUAGAUACCAGGGUGUACUCAGUCUGCUAUCUCUUUACGUUGCCACGUGUCUUCACGUGUCAUGUAUGUAAAUAUUCUGCUCAUGAAUAAUCAUAUGUUUUACACGUGUACACCGGAACAUGUAGCCGAUGGUAUAUAGUUACGGAAUGACUUCAUCACCGUUUACAUGUCUAAAUACUGGUUGUGAUGUAUUGUCAUAUCACGUGAUUCUGUCCGUACCCAGUCCCCAGUGUUCCUAGUGGGACAGACAGACUCAUGUAAGGUCUGUGGAUGCCUAGGGUCAUCUGGUGCAUGCUUCAUACAUACUCACUGGACUCCAACAUACCAAGCAGUCGGGUAUGGGAGCCUCUAUAAUCUCCAUGCUUUCUGAUCGUGGACUAGUUACCCACUCCAUCAUAUAGUCUACAGAAACAAUUCCUGCAUGUGGCCUCACAGGCUCAACUAUCGAUUGCCUGAUACUCGUGUGCUCAAGUUUUGAUUUCCGGUAUUUGAGGUAACACCAUGCACCUCUCGGAUGGGUUUCUGGUAAUAUGUAUCUAAACUGUCAUGUUUCAAUGAUUCUUUAAGAUGAAUGCUUUAUGCUGAUGAAUCACUUUGAAUGUAUUUUGAAAUAAGAUUUGUCAAACGAA